AACUUUAACAGCUUCUGUGAUAACUUUGUAAUUGUAAUGAUCGUAGAGAAUCCACUAACUAUGUCAGUUCAAGAAAAUGUUGGUCAGACCAUUUGUAAUGGUGCUCUCCCGAAUAAUGAGGAGCUCCCUAAAAGAGAAUGGAAACUUGGUAGUUUUAAGGAGUUCACAAAUCAGGCGGGACUGAGAGCGCUGUUUGCUGAAUUUCUUGGAAUCUUCAUGCUCGUACUUUUCGCUACAGGUGGAAUAAACCCCAGGAUCAUAGCGAGAUUAGAUGACAGCGGAACCACGGAUCUUUUCAACUUUUCCACAUCCUUCGGAGUUGGGAUGACUGUGUGUUUGAUGAUCUACCUAUGUGAGGACGUGUCAGGAGGUCAUGUGAACCCCUCCAUCACUCUGAUGUUCUUCCUGGAUACUCAGAUCUCCUUCGUCAGAAUGAUUUGUUACAUUUUCGUGCAGUUCUGUGGUGGUUUCACUGCAGCAGGUUUGCUGUGGGGAAUUGGUGAUUUUGAGGGUCUUCCAGAUUUCGCACCUCCAACAUUCGAAGAUUUUAAUGUUAUCAGAGUAAUAGUGUUCAUGGUGGCUGGAAGCUGGAUGAUGAUACUGGUCACUCUGGCAGCAAUUGACGCUAGAAGAGGUCAUGCCGAUUGUUUCCUGCAACCCUUCGCUAUCGGAAUGAGUAUUCAUAUUGCUCUUCUCUUCAUGGGACCCUAUGUCGUGACUGGUCUUAAUCCAAUAGUGAUUUGCUGGUAUAUAGUCUGCGGAGCUUGGACUCACCAUCUAUGGGCCUUCGGACUUCUUCCGUUUUUGGGGACGGCUACCGCGGUCGCUGUAUACAACGGAAUCCUGCGUCCUUACAAGGCGUGAGAUACUUCUGACUCUUUAAUUCGAGUGGUUCUAAAUUGACACACGCUGUAACCCAUUUUGAUCGCGCGCGAAGCCGGCGUGCACGAGAGGUAUACAACGUGUAGCAAUUUCUAAAUUGUUCCAUGUUUUAUCUGAUGCGGAUUUCAGGUCAUUUAAAACGAGGAGACGAAGAAUUUUUGAAUUCAUAUUUCAAACAGAUUUAAAAAUGAAGAAACACUCAUGACAAACAAAAACCUAGAAGAAUGGACAAUCAAUCCAAUUAAAAACCAAGCACGUUUUACUGGAACGUAUUUUGACUGCAUGUAUUCUUUGUUCCAAUUUUUAAUGCGAACUCUGGGCCCAAGUAUGAUAUCUGUGUUAAAUAAAAAACUUUGAGUUACGUUAUACCCCCAUUAAUCUUAUGGGUAUGAUAUCAAUAUAAUACUAAUAUUAUCUGCUUUGAACUAUGUGUAUUCACACUUCGAUACAAUUUUAAUUUUAAAUGUUAGAAUUUAUAUUAUUUACCGAUAUCUGUUGUUCGUAUUUAUUAGUUUCGUAGACCUGUAAUCUGGUAACCAUAUAACAAUAAAUUAUGAUGUUGAUUU
Bolinopsis microptera is the source of this 1448-nucleotide messenger RNA. RefSeq lists its product as uncharacterized. Gene Ontology annotation, cellular component: plasma membrane. Bases 37 to 864 code for a protein of 275 amino acids. The transcript has 8 exons. The record is from RefSeq and is a predicted model, not a curated record. Gene Ontology annotation, molecular function: water channel activity. Gene Ontology annotation, biological process: water transport; transmembrane transport. NCBI's taxonomy places the organism in Eukaryota, Metazoa, Ctenophora, Tentaculata, Lobata, Bolinopsidae.